AUGGCGGAUCUGCCUGCUAUCAUCAGAACCGAGACGAGGGGGCCUAUGGGCGUCGGUAUAGCCGUGGGGUUCAUAUCGGCUUCUGUGCUUUGUCUUGCAGGUCGAUUCUACACUCGUGGAGUGAUUCUCGGAUCCAUCGGCAAAGAUGACUGGAGCAUACUGGUGGCAACCAUAUUCGCUCUCGUCGACUCCAUUGCCAUUUGCUUCGAGGUAAAAUAUGGCCUGGGAAGACACUCCGAGAACGUCUCGGCUGCAGAAGGUGCGGAGCACCUAAAGUGGCUCUUGGUUGGUAUCCUCAGCUAUAAUCUGGGUAUUAACGUUGUGAAGCUGGGCUUCCUCUUCCAGUAUCGACGAAUCUUCGAACAACCAAUAGUGCAGAAGGUGUGCUACUGGUUCAUCAUUUUCGUCUGCAUGUGGACGUGCGUACAGGUUAUUCUUCUGUCGCUCGCAUGCCUACCGAUCUCGUUCAUUGUUCCCAGUAUGGUCGGGAAAUGCCUCGAUACACUGCCCAUCUGGUAUUUCUCCUCCGGCAUGAGUAUGGCGACCGACAUUAUGAUAUUUUGCAUUCCGAUUCCUUCGGUGUUGAAACUUCAACUCCCUCUGAAGCAGAGAAUGCUGGUUCUUGCUGUUUUCUGCCUCGGCUUCUUUGUUUGCAUCAUCUCAAUCUACCGCAUGUUCACUCUUCGAACCGGAGUCAUCAGUACCGACCCAUCGUGGGAUAAUAUUAGCGUCGCAAUCUGGUCCUGCCUCGAACUCAAUGUUGCCAUCAUUGCGUCUUCACUACCAACAUUGCGCCCCCUUAUCGCCCGUAUUCUUCCAGGCGCUGGCCUCUCAUCCGCGCGCAACUAUCACAACACAUACCAUCGGUACGGCUCGGCAUCGGCAGCGAUGGCGCAUACUGGCUUCCAGUCCACCGAGAGUAGAAGCCAGAAAAUGCGUAGCACAAGCACAGAGGAGCUAGCGCUCGACGACUUCAGAACCGAGGGUCCUGCUACUAGUGUCCCAACUGGAAUCCAUUCCCACGUUUCUUCCGACACAAACAAGAGCUUCUACCUACAGGGCAAUCUGGAGGAACACCGCAUCGUCAAGACAACAGAGAUAUCAGUGGAUGUACGCGAGCGAUAG
Messenger RNA from Verticillium nonalfalfae, 1125 nucleotides. RefSeq lists its product as uncharacterized. The transcript has 4 exons. Bases 1 to 1125 code for a protein of 374 amino acids. The record is from RefSeq and is a predicted model, not a curated record. Lineage: Eukaryota; Fungi; Ascomycota; Sordariomycetes; Glomerellales; Plectosphaerellaceae.